Messenger RNA from Cuscuta campestris, 2169 nucleotides. The record is from the annotation of a GenBank genome assembly. NCBI's taxonomy places the organism in Eukaryota, Viridiplantae, Streptophyta, Magnoliopsida, Solanales, Convolvulaceae.
AAUAAGAAACCCAUUCGAAAAAAUUAUCAGAUUGUAUAUUUUUCCUUGUCAUUUAUGCCAUACAUAUGAAUUUGCUGACUGCACAUUCUUGCUGGAGGUCGAUCCCUUCCGCUUUCCCUCGCAUCGCUGAUUCUCCCCCUCGUCCAUCUUCAUGUUAUUCACUAGGGUUCAUCCCCAAUUUGCUGUGCAGUAGGAAUAGUGGAUUUGAUGUUAGAGCUUUACCCAAGAAAUUGAGAAGAAAAGGCCUAAAACGAAAUGAGGAUUACACGAAAGACGGAAAUAGUUCAAUCUCUUAUGGUGGGGCGGAGGUAGAGGAAUUUCAGAAAGCCCCGUCUAGGAGAUCUGUGCUUCGGGCAUGCACUGUUACGUCUGGUUAUAUAGGCAUUUUGGGUCUUUUGAUUCGUCAGGCCUCUCAUUUUGCAUCAAUUGGAGGAUUGCCAAUUGCAGACUGUGCUGCUGAAAUAUCUUGGGGUUUGCAGUUGUGGCAUCUUGAGCUUAUUUUUGGGAUGGUUAUAUUGGUAUCAUCAUGCCGAUAUUUACUGCUAAAAACAUGGCCAGAUUUUGCUGAAUCCAGUGAAGCAGCAAAUAGACAGGUUCUCACUUCGCUUGAACCCUAUGAUUACAUUGUUGUGUCAUUUCUUCCCGGAAUUAGUGAGGAAUAUCUUUUUCGCUGUGCACUGUUACCACUUUUUGGUGUCAAUUUGCCAAGUGCUUUGGCUGUUGCUGUUGUCUUUGGAAUAUUACACCUGGGCAGUGGCCGAAAUUAUUCGUUUUCAACCUGGGCAACAUUUGUGGGGCUUGUCUAUGGGUAUGCUACAAUCGCAACAUCAAGUAUCGUUGUUCCAAUGGCUGCUCAUGCGCUGAAUAACUUGGUCGGAAGCAUCAUAUGGAAGGCCACAUCAAGUCAUUCAAGGUAGACAGGUGGGGUGAUUGCUCGGGUCGGAGUUUUGGAACUGGAUGGCUUCAAAACAUAAAAACAGACAUAAAUUUACCUAUGAGUUUCUUUUCAAGUGGUUGGUGAUGAUCGGCUGAGUUUUCUGGUGGCACCGGACUGCCGUGGUCAAGAAGCUCAGAUCUCACCUUUAUCAGCAGUUCUCCAAGCUCGUUUUGGCAUUUUCCAUUGCGGCCUGGUCCCCAAAAACGAUCGUGGGGUGAAGCUUCUACAAGAUCAGAUACUUCUGUUGCAACCAGCAAAGACUUUAACUGAUGGUUUGUAGUAAAUUUGCAUUUUAGGGGCUCAUACAUGACAUCAAUGUUGAUGGACCUCCAAUUUGGUCUUGUAUCCUUACAUACUAUAUAAAGCUAAAAGAGAAAAUGCAAUGACAGUGAUGAAUACUCAACCUUAGAAUUCACUUCAUUGCUCUUCUUUGAAAAUUUUGGGCAAAUUUCAAGUAACCAACCCAACCAUUUAUGUGCAUUAAUCUCCGAUGGAGCCAAAGAUUCACUAUUUGAUUUUGGGGUAUGAUGGAAAAAAGUAAAAUGGCUCAUUAAACUAUUUGCGCUUCUUUUAAAAGUGAAGUAGCACUUAGUCAAUGCAACUUUCAAUGCUCAUCAUGGUCAUCUGGAAACAACCGUUCUAUGUUUUAAACAUAGAGCUCAUGUUGCGUUGAUAUGCCCCCCACCACCUUGCAUUGGGCGGCGGGAGCCUUUGAGAGACUAGAGUAAUGUUGUUGUUGUUGUUGUUGGUUUGUGGUUUUUGAACUCAUGACUUCAAGUAGCUAACUCAACCAAAAGUUCAAAUUUGUGAUGGUAGGUCCAAGAAAUGUUGUAGAAUCUCACAGAAAAUAGCAACGUACGAGGUCAUACCAGAUCGGGACGUCGAGUCUGUAACCUCGGGGGUCUUUAUAUCUUCAAUACACUUUCAAGCCAAAGGACCAGCCACACCCCUGUACAUUUCUGUGCCUGCAAAAAUGAAAGAAACCUCUGAGAAACCAGCAUAAAAGAGAGGUCAAUUGGAAGUAAGUCUGAGCUUUGAACCAAGUGUGCCUGGUAAUUAUGCUCUAGAGCUGGCCAGGUAAAUAUAUUUCCAGUUUUACCAUUGAAGUGAAUAACAAUUCUUUACCACACUUGCAGAAACUUUUCUCUGUACUUCAAAAACACAAUUUGAUGUGUGACAUAAGUAUGAUGUGUAUGUGUAGCAAUUCUCUAGUAUAAAAAGGCAUACAACAU